Varroa destructor (honeybee mite) is the source of this 1044-nucleotide messenger RNA. RefSeq lists its product as uncharacterized. The record is from RefSeq and is a predicted model, not a curated record. NCBI's taxonomy places the organism in Eukaryota, Metazoa, Arthropoda, Arachnida, Mesostigmata, Varroidae.
UUGGCCACCAAAUUUUUGGGCAUUGUGUUGUUAGAUAAUUGUAACAGUGUAUGAUUAUAUAGAUUUUUCGUGCACCCAAAGGGCUAACAUACGUUUUUAUUGGACAAACUUGCCCACUAAAGAACUGGCUAGCUAGGCGCAGACUUUAUACAUGCUAGUUGUAAUUGUUUUGUUAGCUGAUUGUCUCUUCGCAACAAGAAAUGGUUUCUACUGGUUCACCAGUUCCGCCGUCCCCUAGUCCUACGCUAUCUAAGCAGUCUUAUCAGUCCUUAAGAGACCAUGAUGAAGAACCCUAUGAAGGCUUGGCAACGUCUAAGGGAAAGCUGGUUAGCUUGUCUGUGUUUACCAUACAACUUGUUCUCGCAGUGGUCAUCUUAGUGUUUUAUGGAGCUUCGGCAGCUAUGAGGGAUGUAAGUGAAGCAGGCUUAAUUUGCAUCGCCAUGACCGCUUGCACAGCGGUGGUACUGGUUACACCUGUCAUUAACCAGGUUGCUUGGAAAACCGCGGAUAACAACACCGAUGGUUAUAGCGCCAGGCCGGAACAAGCUAUAAUUUCUGCCGAGCGAAAGUUUCAGCACUUGAUAGUUGCUAUACUAUACGGACUAUCGAUAUCGCUCCUGUUGCUGAUUGGUUCAAAUCAACAUAAAGCUCUCAACAUUACCUGCGUGGUUCUGGGUUCGAUGACCUGUGUAUCGCAUCUGCUUUACUCGAUCACUCUCUUCGUCCUACAUACAUAAGACAUUUGUAUAACUAGAGCGCUCAAAUCCAGAUAUUUGAAGCACAGAAUUCACUCGCGUACGAAUCUCAGCCGGAUAGUCCAUCCAUAAUGACUAUAUGACAGUAAACAGUCUCAUAGGGCUAACAUUAAUACAAAUAUAUUCUUUUAUUUUUUUUAAUAUUUCCUAAAAUUUGCGCUGUAUUUCGUCUUUUAUAAAAGAUAAUAGAGGGCAGUUGUUAGUUGAGAAACUAAGCUAUUUAGAUAUAAAUUACAUCUCAUGGCGAUUUUAUUUUGAAUCCCAUUCUCUUCAACUGAUUAAGAUAACU